UUUUCAUCAUAUGCGCAAAAUUUUCUCUAGUCGAACGCAACCAUUGAACGGUGUGACUUGCUUUUGUUUUGUAUUCUUAUUUUUAAAUAAGUUGUGUGUGAUAUUUCUUAUACAAAAGGUGAAAAAAAUGUCGGCAACUGGACUGCUUAAGCUACGACCGAAUGUUGUGAAAUCGUUUUUUAGAACAUACAAAGCUUCGGGCAUUCCGGAAUUGACACAGGUGCGUCACAAUGUAAAACGUGGCAAUUAUGCCACCUUAGAAGGCAAGGAUAUAGCCUUCUUCGAGUCCAUCGUGGGGAAAAAUCACCUCGUGCAAGACGAUUUGCAGGGCUACAAUGUAGAUUUUAUGCGCAGUGUACGCGGUAGCAGCCAACUGGUGUUGCGACCCAGCUCCACGCAGGAAGUAUCCGCCAUAUUAAAAUAUUGUAACGAACGAAAAUUGGCGGUUUGUCCACAAGGUGGCAACACCGGCUUAGUCGGCGGUUCAGUGCCGGUUUGUGAUGAAAUCGUCUUGUCGUUGGCGCGUCUCGAUAAGAUUCUGCACAUCGAUGAGAUCACUGGCAUAGCGGCAUGCGAAGCUGGCUGCAUUUUGGAGAAUUUGGAUUUGAAAGCGCGCGAAUUGGGUUUGGUGGUGCCACUCGAUUUGGGCGCCAAGUCCAGUUGUCACAUUGGCGGUAAUGUGUCGACAAAUGCCGGCGGUUUACGUGUGCUGCGCUAUGGCAAUCUGCACGGCAGCGUACUGGGUGUGGAAACGGUUCUUGCCAACGGUGAUGUGCUCGAUCUCAUGUCCGACUUCAAAAAGGAUAACACCGGCUAUCAUUUGAAGCAUCUCUUUAUUGGCUCAGAGGGUACCCUCGGUGUGGUGACCAAGGUUUCCAUGUUGUGUGCGCCGCAGUCACAAGCGCAGCAUGUUGCCUUUUUGGGUCUAUCCUCCUUCGAUGACGUGCUCAAGACUUUCCGCGAUUCGCGACAGUUCUUGGGUGAAAUUCUGUCCUCCUGUGAAUUGAUCGAUGCCAAUUCCUUGGAUGCCAGCGUUAAUCACUUUAAACUCAACUCACCAAUCGAAGGCUAUCCCUUCUAUAUGCUAAUCGAGACGUCCGGCAGCAAUGCUGAGCAUGAUAUGGAGAAAUUCAAUCGUUUCCUUGAAAAUGGCAUGGAGAAAGGACAAAUCAUUGACGGCACCAUCACCGGCGAAGUGGGUAAAAUGCAAGAGAUCUGGAAGUUGCGUGAACUGGUGCCCGUUGCGCUUAUCGAGGAUGGUUUCUGCUUCAAAUAUGACAUCUCCUUGCCGUUGCGUGAAUUUUAUCACAUUGUCGAGGUGAUGCAGGAACGUGUGGGAAAUUUGGCGACACGUGUUUGUGGCUAUGGACACUUGGGUGAUUCGAAUUUACAUUUGAAUAUCUGCUGUACCGAGUUCACACAAGAAAUCUACAAGUGCAUUGAACCCUUCGUCUACGAGUAUACAUCCCAAGUGAAGGGCAGCAUUAGCGCGGAACACGGUAUCGGCUUCUUGAAGAAGAACUAUUUGAAAUACAGUAAAAGCCCAGCGGCCAUUUUGAAGAUGCGCGAAUUGAAGCAACUUUUGGAUCCCAAUAGCAUCUUGAAUYCUUACAAAGUGCUGAACUGAAUUGUUGUUCGUUUGCAAACGAAGUUGUUAACCUUGAACCUCUUAUAUUUAUUAUUAAAUUACUAAAUAUAAAUAUAGUGUUGUAAAUAUUAAA
Bactrocera latifrons is the source of this 1721-nucleotide messenger RNA. Its product is annotated as D-2-hydroxyglutarate dehydrogenase, mitochondrial-like. The record is from RefSeq and is a predicted model, not a curated record. NCBI's taxonomy places the organism in Eukaryota, Metazoa, Arthropoda, Insecta, Diptera, Tephritidae. The transcript is spliced from 8 exons. Gene Ontology annotation, cellular component: mitochondrion. Gene Ontology annotation, molecular function: FAD binding; catalytic activity. The coding region runs from base 11 to 1627 and encodes 538 amino acids.